UGUUACGUCUCUUUCUGGCACCGAUUCCUUACACGUGGCCCUGACUUUCAGAUCGCCGCAUUCUUACUGGUUCUCGGACUCUGCAACGCGGAAACCACCGGAAGCGGAGAGAUCAAGGUGAACGACUCGAUCGGGCGUUCUGUCGGCACUGCCGACACCCCGAGGUCGGAUGCUGGGAGUAGCGAAGGGGCGCGGGGAGAUGAUGAGGACGGGGAGGAGGACCUGCCAAUCUUACCACCAAUAAUCUUGCUGGACUUUGAUAACGGCACGCAGAGCGACAAUGCGACCGAUGAUAAGUCAAAGCGCACCGUGAACAACGACCUCGGCUACGGCUUCGAUCGGAACGCCCUGCACGCACCGCGGAAGUAUAACUACUACUUCCCCGCCGGGAAGACCACCGUGAGCAUUGAAGAAUCCAUCAGCCCGUUCUUGCCGCGGACUAUCAUCGAGAAGGUGCCGGCGAACGAUCAGAGGUCGAGUUCCUUCUCCAGACCCGGGCAGCAGGAGAACAGGCCUGCCCCUGCAACGUCGACUCAUCAGAAUCCCGCGAACUUCCGCUAUCACGAUCAGAUGAAAUCCCGACCGGUGUUCGGGCUGCGAACGAAGCUGACGAAGAUCUCCAGCCCCGAGCAGUACGGAGGAUUCUCCCCGAUCGCAAGACCCACCGAGACGUACGCGGAGUACCAGGGCGAAGCUUAUGCAUCCACCACGCAGCAGCCCGUAGUGUUCAGCCGCACGGAGGAAGCGGGUUACGCCACUGCAAGGCCACACGGUGGUCAAGGUUACACAGUGUCUGGCUCGAGUCGGUACACCUACGUCACGCCGAGUCCGCAGUCAUAUGUCGAGGUGCAGUCGCAGCGGUACCUGGGUCAGGGUAGCCAGAAUACGAUAAACGUGCAAGGUUACUCCAGACCGGCGCAGGCCCCGGUGGAAUCAUCGACACCUAAUUCCGUCGAUCCCAGCGUCUUCUUGGAGAGUGUGCAGUCGAGGCUAAAUCCUCAGGAUUAUGCUCGACCGGGCACGAACGCGGUGGAGUCGUCAACGCCCACACCCAGCGAAGGUGUGGAGAGUGCAGGAGCGUUCGCCAAUCUGCCCAGGUACACGGUGGAAAACGGCGUCCGGUAUGAGAACAAGAUAUUCUGGAAGUAUCCGGACGGCAGGGUGUCCGACGUGCCGCCCAUGACGUACGAGACCUACUCGGAGUACCCAUCAUUGGCUGCGCUGCAGGCUGACAAGUCCUCUCAGGACGCAUCGCAGAUCUACGAGUCCGGGCCCAUAACGAACAGCGUGCUGUCCCAGGGCCCGGUACAGUUCCCGCUGGCGCCGGAGUCGGGGAAUCCGCCGACUCCGUUUAUCUCGGCCGAUUCAUUGUCCAAUUUACCGCAGCAGCAGGUGUACCGAUUGGGCUAUCAGAAUCUCGUCAGCCAGAAGCAGAUUGUGCCCCAGCAGAGCAAGGCUGGUAGUGGCCCCGCCCCUGCGUACACGGCGUCCUCGACCACUUCUCCACCACCCAGGAGUUCCCUCAGGUCGACCGGGAAGAAUCAGAAGAACCGGCACGAGCCGCCGAGGCGACCGAUCCUGAAGUACAUGGUGAACAGCCCAGAUCCGGAGUACGCUGCGCCUUACACCAUGCAGAAUGCUCCAAGAAGCACGCCGCCCGUUCAGUCAGCUCGCGGGAACUCAGCCAGGAAGACCAACGCGGGUGGCAGGAACCUGGACAACUAUUCGAACUUGCAAUACACGGAUUUGCUGAACUACAACCCAUCGAUCUCGCAGUACAUCAAGAACCCCACGUCCAUUCUCAACGUACAGCCCACUUUCGUGCAGGCCGGGAGCUCCCUGAUACCAGUGAUCAUCCUGAGAGUGGACGGCGUGCCGCCCAUUCAGCCCAAGGCCACGCCGAACGUGAACUUGAAAGCCCUCCUGCAGCAAUAUCUCGUCCAGUAUGCCAAGAGCAUCGAGGAACUAGCGCGACCGUCCACUUACGAUCUUGGUAACGAUCAGUCCUCGAAGGACCAGGCAUCGUACGCCACAACUUCUCUGCGGGAACUCGCGCGAUUGGCACAACCUGGCGGUCAGGAUCUUCUCGGCAAUCCUACGGAGUCCUACAUUGGCAAAUCGAGCUAUGAAACGAGCAAUUUGGAUGUCGAGAGGAGUCCCGCGGGAAGCAGAUUCGGCGAGCGUACGGCGGCCAGACCGAAAGUCAAGAGCGUGCAGAUUCUGGAGGAUCCGAGAUUCAAUUAUAGAGUUAAGAAUUAAAUUGCGCGUAAUCGAGGAAGAGUAAGGCCGCGCAGGUAUCUCUUGAUUUUCGUGUCCUGUUACUAUGAAUUUUUAUUUUAAUUUUAUCAGAGACAUAAUGUAAAGGCAUCGCAAGUUUGAAAAUGCACAGUCAUGUUACUAAUUGACAUUAAUAAUCGCGAUGAAGACGGAGAGAGAUUUUAAUUUAAGAGCAGGAGAGGUUUUAAUUUAAAUUGAAGUCUUUAUUUGCAUUGAAAAAGAUAAUA
Ooceraea biroi (clonal raider ant) is the source of this 2504-nucleotide messenger RNA. RefSeq lists its product as uncharacterized. The record is from RefSeq and is a predicted model, not a curated record. NCBI's taxonomy places the organism in Eukaryota, Metazoa, Arthropoda, Insecta, Hymenoptera, Formicidae.